GUCAUCAGCCUGAGAGACUACAACCUUAAUCGCGCCAGGUGAAGCAUUUGCGGUAAUUAGGACUCUGCUUGACCAGUCACCGAGUGCAGGUGCCGAGGUCAGCCUUCCGUGCUUUGACAAACCUGUGAAGCGUCAGAAGCUAUCCCAGUUGCUGCCGUCCAUCAGCGAGGCUAGUGGGAGUAGUGGGAUCCGUGAGAGCAUCGAACGAUAUUAUGACAUCGCCAGUAUGUUAGGUCCCGACUUGGAGAUGGCGCGUGCUGUGGCUAGCCAGGUUGCUCGAUCUAUUCCUACUUUGAGUUAUUUCAGCUGAUUCUUGCUGCGGCAUUCUGCAUUAAUAAAAUUCUUUUUAUUUCUGACAAAUAAUAUGUUCUAGUAUAAUAUAAAGUCCAAUGACAUACACACCUGAACAGUAUCAACUGCACAAGGAGCGCAUCAGAGCCGCUCAGAAGCGCUACUACCUGAAGACGCGCGAGACUCGCUUAGCGUACCAGAAAGGCUACGACGAUAAGAACAGAGAUUACAUUCGUUCCAGGAAGCGAAAGCCAAAAGACGAACUUAACGAAAGUGUCGAAAGGGAACCUAACACCGAAACCGAACUUAGCUAAUUAAUUUUUUUUUCGCAGAUAAAAAGUCAAUCUUGAUAUAGCUGAUGCAUAACAUAGACAACAC
Phytophthora infestans T30-4 is the source of this 669-nucleotide messenger RNA. RefSeq lists its product as uncharacterized. The record is from RefSeq and is a predicted model, not a curated record. The coding region runs from base 390 to 605 and encodes 71 amino acids. The transcript has a single exon. NCBI's taxonomy places the organism in Eukaryota, Oomycota, Peronosporomycetes, Peronosporales, Peronosporaceae.